UUGACCUAUUGUUCUUAUAGUCUCAAUUUUAGCGUAUUUCUUCGUGAAUGCCAUUCUUGCACGAUACUUACCGCCUGUCAACAACUUCGAACUCGAGAUUGUCGCAAUCUACGUAUUGCACUUCAUUGCGCAACACAACCAAUCAUAGAAGAGACCACAAACACUGUCUUUCAUCCAUUGUCAUUACAUUAUGACUCAUUUAUAAGUGACAUGACGGCUGCUCGAUUGAGUUUAUUUACAAGUCAUUCAAACUCUGUGCACGACUUCACUCCAGAAAGAGGUGUAAUGCACUACAAAAUCAACAAUGAUGUCUUGACUUUGAAUACCGACCAGUUAUCUACCCUCAAUGCGCAUGGCGUAUCCGUAGACGUACCUGACUCAGAUAUACCAUUUCGAGAGCAAAGAACUGGGCCGGUGAGUGUUUACGUUUGGGACAUUUUUGCUAUGCCGGAUGCAGCGAUGACGUUUCACGAAUAA
Messenger RNA from Strongylus vulgaris, 477 nucleotides. The record is from the annotation of a GenBank genome assembly. Lineage: Eukaryota; Metazoa; Nematoda; Chromadorea; Rhabditida; Strongylidae.